Molecule: messenger RNA, 6153 nt
Organism: Cyphellophora attinorum
Lineage: Eukaryota; Fungi; Ascomycota; Eurotiomycetes; Chaetothyriales; Cyphellophoraceae
Exons: 5
Coding region: 1-6153 (2050 amino acids)
Source: RefSeq, a predicted model, not a curated record
AUGUCUUCGCGGGAUGUCUCACGCGAGAGAUCAGACUCCCGUCUGGUCAAGCAUCAGCAUUCCUUCUCGUCGGACAAUGGACGAAUCCAUAUUCCCAUGUGGGACAGCUCAGAUCCUGAACGAGCACCGCCACCACUUCCUCUGAAUCCAGGCAACAGCAGCCCGAUCACUCGUCCCAACACAUCAGCUCGUAUUGAGGAAGCCGCCGCACUGAUCCAAGCGCGAGCUCGCGAAAAUGCACCUAGUAGCUACACAAGCAAUCCUUCUCCGCUUCCACCACAGUCGCCCGAGAAGAGCCCAAGCAAGCCACAACAUCGUCGCAUGCAGACAAUCCAGACCAGCGGCAGCAUCGGCAGACUGAGCGAUUCGCUUGAGAGAAGAUCACCAGAUAAAGGCUUGCGCUCUUCCAAGCACGUCGAAUUUGAGGACAUCAGGUCGAGCCGCAAGGAUCGCAGCCCGACUCGCGCCCCAGACUCCCCAACGCCCGCUCCUCGCAACCUCGAUACAGAGAACACUCCACCGAUGUUGGCCUUGCAGACCAUUCGUAGCCGACAAGAGGCUUCGACGGCCUUGCGCGAUGUCACAAAUGGCGCCACUCCAGCGAAUUCGUACUCCUUCGAGGCACUGUCAUCGCAGAUUCUAAAUAUCACAGGAAUCGCGACGAAUCUUCAGCGUGAAAUGGCCAACCUCAGUAAGCGAAGCAAGGACAAUGCAUCGGAUCUGAACAAUUUGAAAGAUGCGACCAACAAGAGAGAUGAGGAUAUCAGAAGCAGCUUGCGAGAGCUUGUUUCAAACCUUGAUCUGCGCGGCACUGCCCGUGAGCAACGACUGCUCGGUGCUCCAGAGGCUGCGAGGUCCACGCCCAACCUCGGCUUCUAUCUAGAAGACAAGCAAUCAACGCCCAAGAAGAGUUUCAUUCCACGUAUUGCAAGUCCAACAAGCUUCUCUGCCGGUUUCGAUCGAGACAUCACGGCUUCUCCGUCGCUGGCAUAUGCCGAUGGCGCGGCUAGCAUCGCUCUUCUGGAAAAGGUGCUACGUGAGAUGGCUACAAAGGAAGGCCAGGAACGACUGCUUGAUAUUAUGGAGAGCGCUCGGUCUCAGGCACUGGUACCAUCAUCAACUACUGUUCUGCCGCCCCAGCCAGCGUACGACCCAAAGAUAAUGUCCAAGCUGGAAGAUAUUCUUGGUCAUCUUCGUCAGAUCAAAGACGACUCGCACGCCAAGUCGAUCAUUCGUCACACUGACUCUCCUCGACGCGACAAUCAGCUAGAAGUGCGUUUUGAGGGCAAUCGCAGAGACUCCAACAUGAGCGCUGGUUCCGACUUGGCCAGUGACGAUAUACUGAAGUCCUUAAAAAGUGUCAAGCAGUCUAUGUCGCAGAACGGCGGUCUGACAAAUGAGGUCAAGGCUCUAGUCCGCGAAUUGCGAGGAGAAGUGCUCGGAAUGGGUCGAGAAAUCGCGAAGAAACUAGAGAGCGCACAGAACUCAGCUCGAGCGAUUGAACCAGCUUCAUCGGGCCCGAGUCGUGACGAUAUCGAUCUUAUUGUGGACGAUGCGCUAGCUGAGCUCAAGGAACAUAUGCACAAGAUUGUUACAGAAGCCCAACAACACAGCAAAAAACCUGAGAAGCCUGCCGUGGACACAGCCGCCGUUGUCUAUGCCGUCACCACGGCCAUCGCCACUAUGCCUCGUCCAGAACCAGCAGCUGACCGCGAUCUGGACGCUGAGCGCGAGGACAUUAUUGCUGCUGUCAAGGAAGCAUGGGAAGAGUGUAAGCCUGAAGUCUCGCUCGAACACCACGGUUUAGAACGAGACGAAAUUCUCGAGACAUUGCAGGAAGGUCUCAAAUCUUAUAUGCCAGAGCCUCUGCAGCCGACGGUCCACGAAGCAGGCAUCACCUACGACGAGGUGCUCGAUGCCGUGCGUAAGGGUAUGGCCGGCUUCACACCACCACGGGUCGAGUCUCAAGAGCAGGUCACACGCGACGAGAUCUUCGCUGCGGUUCGAGAAGUCCUUGAAAACUUUGAUUGGCCAGCUCCAUUGCUUGCGCCCUCUUCGUUGAGCACCAGCAGCGGUCUUAGCCGAAGAGAAGUCAUUGAUGCUGUCGAAGAGGGCAUGAGAAAUCAGCCACCUGUUGCCAAAGAGCAAAACCCAUUAGGCGGCAUGGGCGAGCGUGUCGUUGAAGCAAUGCACGAAUUUUUGGGUAGCAUGAAAAACGAGUUCCAGCAAUACUCUGCAGCUAGCGGACGGGAUACCGAGCAAGUCCUCGAUGCCCUGAAGGAUGGACUGGAAGACCUACGGCAGGACAUCCAGAGCUACGUCGACCGAGCAGCGGACGUCACUGGCAAGGAGGAAAUCAUCGACGUUGUCAAAUCAGGAUUUGCCACUAUGCAGGAAGAUCUUGAUCGCUCACUGAGGGAGCGUGGUGCGCAGCCGAGCGCAAAUACUCCUGAACUUCUCGAUGCCAUGGAAAAAGAAUUUGAGCACCUGCGCGAUACCAUCAGCAAGUCUAUGGUUCGUGGUCAGCCUGAUUCGGACAAGGAAGACAUUCUCGAUGCGAUCCGCGACCUCAGUGAUGAUCGGAGCUCCGCUGUUGGUAGCAAUAUCAGCACGGAAGACAUCGUUCGCCAGGUCAAAGAGGAGCUCGAGCACAUGCGUAUAGCUCUGGCCGGAACAUUGGUCAGCUCUGGAGCCUCUCUCCAGCGAGAGGAUGUUCUUGAGGCCGUGCGCGAAGGCAUGGAGAAUCACCGCGGAGGAAACCGCGGAGGUGAUGGCGAAAGCAUCCUGUCAAACACAAGCGAGCUGCUUGAUGCUUUCCAGGAAGGCGUCGAUGGAAUACGUGCCGACCUCCAGAAGAUGAUCGACCGACCAGUUGACCUGACCAGCAGCUAUGAGAUCCUGGAUACCUUGAAGACAGGUAUUGAGGAUGUUCGAGCGGACAUUGGUAGGCUACAGUCUGAGGCAAACCCGUCCAAUCCGCAAGACCGGGCGAUGGUUGUGCACGAUGAGAACAAACUCACUACAGAGAUCGAGGGCCUCAAAGUCAUGAUCACACAACUUCGAAUCAAGGUCGAGGCGCUGGACAAUAUGCCACCACCACCAUCUGAAGUCCCGUCUGAGGUCCACAUACACAAAGAUGACAUCGACGAGCUUCACGCUGCUCUGAACGGCAUACAUGCGACAGUCAGACAAGUUCGGGAUGCUCCUGCUGCACCGGCGCCGGAAGCUGUGAUGCCGUCCAACGCAGCAUCUACCAUCGACGAGCUUGUCUCACCUGGUGUAGACUCUGCUGCUAAAUCCGAGAAGCUCAAUGCCAUCGAAGAGACUCUGGCCGAAAUCAAAGUCGCCGUAGAGGAGACAGCCACGAGGUCUACCGAAAGCAGCGACAAAGUCGAUCUAGAAUUGAUGCUGCUGACAGUCCGAGACGUACAGAAAGCUGUCGAAGAAAUGCAGGAGCACCUCGGUACUCUGAGUGCUGACGACGGCACACUGUCUGGUACAAACCUCAAAGCCGUCAAAUCACUGUGUGGUGAGAUCAAGGACCAGAUCAUUGCAUUGCCUUUACCUGAUCUCGAGGCACUACCGACCAAGGACGAUGUUGUGGAUCUUCGCGACAGCCUGAAAGCUUUUAGAGAUCAAUACGAUGCUGACAACGAGUUGACGGCUCAAGCUUUCGAAGCUCGCAAAGUUGAGCACGGUGGCAUUGCCGGCAAGAUCGACGAUGUCAAAGGCGUUCUUGGAGAUCUACGAGACGAGCUCAUGGCCAAGCUCGACGGCAGCGAAGAGGGUAUCGUGGAACUGAACAAGGUCCUGGGGCUGCAUCAUGACGGCAUGAGCACGUAUGCUACUGCUGAGAGCAUCGGCGAAUUGUCUGAGCUUGUCAGAUCUGAACUCAGCAAGAUCGCAGAAGGGCACACCUCAAUCAAGACCGACACUGAGGAGAGAUCGUCAAUCCUGUUCAGCAAGCAUGAAGAGACCAGUGCUGAAAUUCGAGCGGCCAUCGAAGAGAAGUUCACCGAGCUCAUGACCAAGUAUGACGAUGCCCAACUGGCUAGCGAUGUCAAGAUGGCCUCCUUCGGCGAAUCCAGCAAGGCUCAGACCGAGGCCGCCACCGAGAUCAAGACCGUUGUGAGUGAGUUGAAGUCACUCAUGGACAGUCUUGGCUCCACGGUCUCCGAGACUUGCGAACGCAUGUCAGACGAUUCAAAGAUCGUGUUUGAAAAGGCCGACGAAGCGGCCUUGAAGAUAUCUGAUCUGCACAUUGCGAAUGCUUCCGAGCAUGGACAAACUCGUGGAGAGAUCGCCAAAGCUGUGGAAGCAGCAUUACGCUUGGAAGGCACGGUGACCGAGAGCCAGCCAGCACUUCUGUCGGCAAUCAAGGAGGUCUUGGACGCUGUCACCCGACACUACGAGCACUCUCAGCAGCACAGCGAGACCUUCACUCGAGCGACUGAAGAGAUCAAGUCUGGAGUCAGCUCUAUACCGGCAUCGAUUCCUACCUUGCUUCCAGCGCCAGGAAGCCCAGUCCGCGAGAGUCCUCCACCAGACAACAAAGGAGAUGUACUCUCUAUCGACGAUCAUCAUAAAACCACUCAUGAGAAGCUUGGGGACAUGGCGAAGCUCGAGAAACUGGACAAGCUUGACGAAAUCCAUGGCCAUGUUGUUGCUGCUGCAAGCGAGAUAACAGCCAUGGUCGCUACUCAGAGCCGUCUGAUGGCAGAACAUCAUGACUCUAGAGCCCAGGCGGCCACUGAAGCUGCAAUCGCGCUCGAGAAACGCACCGCCCAGAAGGAGCUGGUCGAAGCAGAGAUCGUGUCGCUGAGACAGGAGAAAGAAGCACUGGCUGCUUCGAUGGCAGACCUUCGCCGAGAGCACGAGCAGCUCAGCGGCCAGACCAAGAAGCUCACUCGCGACGUCGCCAAACUUGAGACCGCUCUCAGCAUUCGCCAGGAAGAGAUGCGUGACAUGAACAGUCGUGCUGAGACCCUCGAACGUCGCAUCUUCGAAGGUCUUAUGAAUCAUGCUCGAACUGUUCGCACCAGCAAAGCCAUGCCGACCUCGAAGAAGAUCUCGCCUGCAGAGCGUGAUGCCUCCAUGUCUCUGAAGCGAGUCGUCAGCACCACAUCGAGCACAGCAACAACACGGCCGUCGACUGCUAACGCCAGCAAGCAAGGGUCUGCAAUUGGCUCUGCUGUCGGCAUGACUCUGAAGAAGCGUACACCGCUCGGAUCAGGCACGAAUACUCGACAGUCGAACGCGGAUCGCCGUAUACUCAGCACAAGCCAUGUUACUGGACGAGCAACACCAGACCGUGCCGGUGCUCUGAUUCUUGCUCCUGCACCCAAGCCUGCAAGCUCAUUCGUUGGGCUCAAACGCUCUCAAUCCGUUAAGAGCAACCCAAGCAUGUACGCUGGCAGCCGCAAGCCCAGCUGGAAUGGCGUAGUAACGACCGUGGCCGACAAGGAGAACUUUGGCGAUCCAACUGCACUCAUCGACGGCGCUGAUGAGGGCGCGGAAGGCGACGAUGACGAUGAGCAAUUCAGUGAUGCCGGCACAGAACGACGUACCAGCAUCGUCAGUGGUACCAGUUACAUGUAUACAGACAGCCUGGCAUACGGUACUGGAAGCGAGGUCAGUGGCACAGGAUCAAGUGUGAGUGGUCGGAGGACCGCGAGCUAUGCUAGUAGUAUUGGCGGCACGAUCAACGGUCAGACGCAGUCCAUUGCAGAGGAGGACGAGAACGACCUGGACAAUGCAGCGGACCAGAGCGCUGCUGAAGAAGGAGGCGUCGAUGAUGGGCUGACACAACAAUUGACCAUCACUGCGACGCCGGCGAACCAAACAACAGCGCUGGAAGCAGCAAAACCGAACUCGAUGGCGCUUACUCUCGAUGGGGCAUUCGAUGAAGUCGACUUUGCGGCCACGCCUGACCUCGACGGGAAUGAUUGGUUCCAGCUUAUACCGCCGCCCAGCUUCACCGAGAGUGGAGGCCUACGAUACGACAACAAACCCAACAGCGACUUGCACGGCAGCGACAGUGGGCUCGGCACUGAGCCGCCUACGGCGACUGAGGAGCAUCCACCUGCUGCGGUGGGAGAGGCGCUGGAGUAUUUUCAGAUGAGUCAGGCUGAAGCGCUCGGCACUUCGAGCUGA